AGUACCCCUAUCGGCGCGCGGCGCGACGUCUCGCUCGCGAGCUACUGCACGCUCGGCGUCGGCGGCGACGCGCGAUGGCUCGUCUCCGCGUCGACGAUCGAGGAGCUCGCCGACGCGCUCGCGUUCGCCGCGUCGAAGCGCGUCCCCGCCGUCGUCAUCGGCCGCGGGAGCAACGUCCUGUUCGCGGACGCCGGGUUCGACGGCGUCGUGAUCGUCAACGCGAUCGACACCAUCGAGCGCGUUGGCGCGGGUUACGCGUUCAACCACCUCGGCGCCGCGCUCUCGAAGGAGGGCUGGAGCGGCCUGGAGUUCGCCGUCGGCAUCCCCGGCACCGUCGGCGGCGCGGUGUUCAUGAACGCCGGCGCGGACGGCGGCGACACGGCGACGGCGUUGGUGGAGGUGGAGUGCGUGUCGCCGGAUGGCGGCCGGCAAGACCUGGACGCGGAAGCAGACGCGGAGGAGGAGGAGGAGUCGGAGUCCGAGCUCGCCGGGUGGAUCGUCGCGAGCGCGACGUUUCGUCUGCGCAGAGACCCACGCGCCAACGACCGCGCCAAGGCGUUUCUGCGACGCCGCGCGAGGGCGCAGCCGCUCUCGGAGCGCUCCGUCGGGUGCGUGUUUCGCAACCCGCCGAUCACGGCGGUGAACCCGGACGGGCUGAGCGCGGGCGCGUUGAUCGACCGCGCGGGGUUGAAAGGGACGCGUUGCGGCGGCGCGGUUGUGAGCGAAGCGCACGCCAACUUUCUCCUG
This is a messenger RNA of Micromonas pusilla CCMP1545, 747 nucleotides long. RefSeq lists its product as uncharacterized. Gene Ontology annotation, cellular component: cytosol. The transcript has 4 exons. Gene Ontology annotation, molecular function: FAD binding; UDP-N-acetylmuramate dehydrogenase activity. NCBI's taxonomy places the organism in Eukaryota, Viridiplantae, Chlorophyta, Mamiellophyceae, Mamiellales, Mamiellaceae. The record is from RefSeq and is a predicted model, not a curated record. The annotation marks the transcript as partial. Gene Ontology annotation, biological process: cell wall organization.